UACCAUAUGGAGGGCUGUGUCAAUGGCCAUGAAUUCACGAUUGAAGGUGAAGGAAUUGGAAGCCCUUACGAAGGGACACAGAUGAGCGAAUUAUGGAUCACCAAGCCCAAGGGAAAACCCCUUCCGUUCUCCUUUGACAUACUGUCCACAGUGUUUCAAUAUGGAAACAGGUGCUUCACUAAGUAUCCUCCAGGCAUGCCUGACUAUUUCAAGCAAUCCUAUCCAGAUGGAAUGUCAUAUGAAAGGUCAUUCAAAUUUGAGGAUGGAGGAGUUGCCACAGCCAGUUGGAAUGUUCGGUAUAAAUGUAAUUUCUUGUAUAGCAGUCAGAGAACAUUUUUAAAAGAAAUGAAUUCUUCAAGUUUAUUUUUGACAUGUAGCAGGGAGCAGCCGUUUUGA
This is a messenger RNA of Stylophora pistillata, 396 nucleotides long. Its product is annotated as GFP-like fluorescent chromoprotein amFP486. NCBI's taxonomy places the organism in Eukaryota, Metazoa, Cnidaria, Anthozoa, Scleractinia, Pocilloporidae. The record is from RefSeq and is a predicted model, not a curated record. Gene Ontology annotation, biological process: bioluminescence.